This is a messenger RNA of Cylas formicarius (sweet potato weevil), 2603 nucleotides long. RefSeq names its product transferrin-like. Gene Ontology annotation, biological process: iron ion transport. Gene Ontology annotation, cellular component: early endosome; recycling endosome; plasma membrane. The transcript is spliced from 9 exons. The coding region runs from base 229 to 2379 and encodes 716 amino acids. NCBI's taxonomy places the organism in Eukaryota, Metazoa, Arthropoda, Insecta, Coleoptera, Brentidae. The record is from RefSeq and is a predicted model, not a curated record.
CUUAGUAAUUUGACAGGUGGGCGUAGUUUGGAAAUCACGAUAUAAGAUUUAAAUUAUUUUAUUUGUUAUAACCUGCAUCAUCAGGAGACUGAUCUCGGUGAAUCAUAAUAAAAUUCGUCCACUCGGUGUUAAUUUAUUGUGUGACAUUAGUCGCGGCGGAUGUACAUAACUUACUACUGAAUUAUUUAUUGAAUUGCUCCGUCUUAAUUGUUUGAGGUUAUAUUUGUUAUGAUUUCUUAUAACCUUAUUUUGCUUUUUCUUUUUUUGUUGGAUAGAGAAUGUGCGGUGUCUGUGCAGUUACAUAAGUUAUGCACACAUACCGACUACGGGGACGCAUGUGCGCAAAUACAACGAGACCAAGUUCUCGAAUGCCAAAAGGUGACCUCAGUAGCCGACUGCAUUAUAGCUGCCGAUACUGGACUACCCAGCCUCAGCGUUUUGACAGCAGAAGAGGCGCUAUUGGGUGCUUCCCAAGUUACCGGAUCCGCUUCAGUGAUUGGCGAAAUCAUUGGGGAUCUACCUUACCAAACAGCGGUUCUCGUCCGUUCCAGCUUCACUGGCGGAUUCGAGAACCUCAAAGGGUCUCGGUACUGCCACCCAGGAUACGACCAUGACGAGCUCGUCACCAAAUUCGUGUUGGAAGAAUUGGAGUGGAAGAUUAUCAGUUUGGCUUGUAGCAACGGUACCAUCGUUGAACAGAAAUUUAGCGCUCUAGCGUCGUUCUUCGGCGAUUCUUGUAGACCUGGAAGAUGGACCCAGGAUGACGCACUGGACACCAAACUAAAGCUUGCAUAUCCGUCGUUAUGCUCGAAAUGCGGCAGCAAUGGAUGCGACACAAAGUACCAGGAACCUUUGCAGGAUACUCUCUCUUGUCUCAGCGACAGCGGCGGUGACGUCGCGCUCACUACUUUAAAUUACGCGCGGAUUUUUUUGAACCAAUCUUCCAACGCGCAGAAUUUCCGGUACUUAUGUUCCGAUGGAUCCGUGAGCUCUCCCGACAGCCCUUGCACAUGGACCAAUCAGUUAAACCGGAUUAUAAUCUCGUCCAGUCAGAGCGCGGUGUUCAUAUCGGAAUACCUUCAAUCAAAACUACCCUCGUUCGCGAUUGGUCAGUUCCAGGUGGCGAGCAGUACCGAUAGCGUUUUGGAAACAUCUUUAGCCACGGUACUCCAGCUGAAUAAACGGGACAGGGUUGUUUUGAGAUCGCCGACGCCGUUGAGCAAUUACGUGAGAGCCAACAGGACGAUUCCGUCCCCUGAAGAAAACGUAAAGUGCAAUCUGACCGUGAGAUGGUCGACCGUCAACGAGUUGGAGCAGGGCAAAUGCUUGUGGCUCCGACAGGUCGCUGUCAAUUUCGGUAUUCAGCCAGUAAUCUCUUGCGUUCGGAGUGGGGAUGGAGAUGACAUCUCUAGUCUGGACAAUAUCAGCAAUGGUCUAGCCGAUAUCACGUUUGCCGAUGCGAAUUACGGUUAUAUCGCCCGCAGGAAAAACUUGACCAACGUGGCAUUCCCGGAAACUGACCCGCGUCAGCUUUCAAAGAUCGUUGUGGUGAUCAGGAGCGAGUCAAACUUUAGCGGUUUUGGCGACCUUAAAGGGCAGAGGGCGUGUCUGCCAGAGUACGGAGGCAAGGAGUGGCUCGCUUUCAUUGACGCGUUGCGUUCCCGUAAAAUUCUCGACACUUCCUGCGACUACGGGAAACUUCUCAGCGAUUUCGUGGGACCGUCCUGCGCUCCCGGAGCCAUUAAUUACAAGGAUUACGACAUUUCCGGAACGGACAGCGACAAAUUGUGUUCGAACUGCUUACCUGUCAACAACACUGGGACCGCCAUGUAUUGCAACGCAGACAACAUGAACAAGUAUUAUGGCAGUGUCGGCGCUCUCAAAUGUCUGAGUGACAAUAGCGGCGAUUACGCAGUGAUCUCAACAAAUGAUCUCCCGAUACAUUUCCGAGACCGCGACCAGUUCAAGGUCAUCUGCAGAAACGGAUCGGUCGCCCAAUACGCGGGCUUUGAAGUGGACGAAAACGCGCCGCUGACCAUCAUCACUGCCGGCGAGGUCGUAAUCGUCAACGGCAGCGCCAUCUACAACGACGCGGUCCUUCUCCUGCGUGACAUCGAGAAAGAGUUCGGCCAAGAUCUCAGGAAACCGUUCAAGGUGUUCGACGCUUUUAACAGGACGAAAGAUUUGCUGUUUCCGGAUUCCACACCGGGACUCAGUUUCACCGAAACGAACACCUACAUCCGAAACUUCCAGGAGUUGAUCAGUAGUUCGGAGAAAUGUGGCAACGCGAGCAGUUUCGCGUUACGUUUGAUGCCAGCAACGUUUGUUUUGGUCGUUAUCCAGUUGAUGCGAUUCGGACAGUUUUGUUUCGAUUAUUAGCGUUUAUUUUUAAAAAACUCUUGUGUCCUUAGCAGCUGUGAUUGUGUUUGCCUUGCGUUGGAGUUUUUACGAGGCUCGAUGAUUGCGACGUUGUCGUAUUGCUUGGUUUUUCUGGUAAAUGGGGCAGCCACGUCAUAUAAGAUACUUUCUUACGUCCAUAAUUUUGGUUAAUAAAUAUGUAUGACCAAUUUUGUAUUUUAAAAUAUACUACUUUAUGUAAACAA